This is a messenger RNA of Rotaria sp. Silwood2, 513 nucleotides long. Lineage: Eukaryota; Metazoa; Rotifera; Eurotatoria; Philodinida; Philodinidae. The record is from the annotation of a GenBank genome assembly.
AUGACAAUGACGACAACUCCGACAACAAUAAGGAAUACCAGUGAUUAUCAAUUCAAUAGUGACUGCUAUCAAUCGUUGACAGGUGGACAUUAUUUUGAUCAAGCAGACAAUCUUCGUUUGGAUCGCCCUUCUUCACCUCAAUUUCAGCCAGUUAGUGGGAAAAGUUUAAUCUAUUUAAGACGUCAGUAUUGUAUGCCUGAUUUACGUGGAUCAACAACAACUUUGCAUUGGUUGGAUAUAGAAAUCAAUAAAACUAUUCAAUUCACGCAACCUAUUUGGGCCAUACAUGAUCAGCAACUAAGAACAGAAGUAUUUCCGUCAUCAGGUUUUACUCAAAUUUUUCAACUUACACUUCCUGCCGAUGUAUCAUUGGUGACUAAUUUUAUCGAUCCGAUUCAAAUAAUAAAUUAUCCAUUGGAUAUUGACAAUCUUUUAGUUAAUCGACAAGCAAAACGUCUGGUAUUUGGUUAUCAAGUCUAUGCUAAUUUAAACAUCGAAGAAACAGCUGCUUAA